GUUUGAGCUGUAUGCGUUCUGAUUGAGCUCGAUCGCAACGUGCAGCGCCGCGAAGAACGGGAUCGGACAUCCAUUCCUGCAGCUGCAGGCAGUGGCAACCCCAUGCACGCACGUUCUGGUCCAUGACAACAGGAGCUAGCGCUGGCUGCUAUAUAAAUCAAUCUAUAGCAACAUUCCAAGAGCAUAGGACGAGCUAGCAAGCACACGAUCCAUCUGCAACCAGCAGAGCGAGUACGUUGCACUGCACGAGCGAAAAAAAUGGCCAAGGUUGCCGCCCUGACGAUCACCUUGCUCGGGCUCCUGGUGUCCGUGACAUGCCAGGGCAGCACUUACCCUGCUCAGCAGCAGCAGGAGGCUUCGUCGUCGUCGUCUAGCCCUGGUUGCAUUCUGCGAGGGUGGAUCCCGUUCUUGCCUCCUUGCCGCGACGACCAAGCCCCAACGCCAAACCCUCUCCCUCCUCCCUCAGGGGCAGGGCUCACCGUGGGCUACUACAAGAACUGCCCUGGCGCUGAAGGUAUCGUGAGGGAGGCCGUGGAGAAGGCCAUGGACAACGGAAACCGCGGCAUUGGCGCAGGACUCGUUCGUAUCUUCUUCCACGACUGCUUUGUUCGGGGGUGCGAUGCUUCCGUUCUCCUGAGGAACACCAGCGGCUCCAGCAACCAGACGGAGAUGUUCGGCCUGCCCAACAUAAACAGCCUCCGCGGGUUCCAGGUCAUCGACGACGCCAAGGCCGAGCUCGAGAAGGCAUGCCCCCGCACGGUGUCGUGCGCAGACAUCGUCGCCUUCGCCGCACGCGACGCCACGCGCAACCUCAGCUACGGCGCCAUCGACUUCCAGAUGCCGGCGGGACGCCUGGACGGCCGCGUGUCCCUCAAGGAGGAGGCCGAGAAGAACCUCCCGGGUCCGUUCGACAGCCUCGACGACCUCCAGAAGAGCUUCGCUGCCCAGGGCCUCGGCUUCAACGACAUGGUCACGCUCUCCGGCGCGCACAGCAUCGGCGUGGCCCGCUGCAGGUUCUUCACCAACCGCCUGCCGCCUAACCCCUCGGACAUGGACCGCGACCUCGCCAGGAGCCUAAAGGCGACCUGCGACCAAAACGGACUCGACUCCAAGGUGGUGCAGGACCCCGUGACGCCAGUUGCCCUGGACAACCAGUACUAUAAGAACGUGCACAACGGCAAGGUGCUCUUCACGUCGGACGCCGCGCUCAACUCCACUGACGACGCAAGGAAGGUGGUGGACGGCUUCGCCAACAACGCGGUAGACUGGUACCGCGCGUUCGCCGAUGCCAUGGUGAAGAUGGGCAACAUCAGGGAUAGGACCAUCAACAGACCCAAGCCCGAGAUCAGGGAGAAGUGCUUCAUUUACAAUACCUACUGAUCGACACGAUAUCAACAUUAAGACGUUCCACGAGAUCCUGGAGGAGUCUGUUUGUUUUGAUAUUUUCCUCUUGCAUUCAUUAUCAUGCGAUUGAUUUCCCUUUUAUUUGCAUCCAAAAAUGUCAUGCUGAGAUUUUUGUUGUAAAAGGACUUUGAAUUCAAGCAAUACAUUUUAUUUGUCCACA
Molecule: messenger RNA, 1564 nt
Organism: Zea mays
Lineage: Eukaryota; Viridiplantae; Streptophyta; Magnoliopsida; Poales; Poaceae
Product: peroxidase 2-like
Exons: 2
Coding region: 259-1380 (373 amino acids)
Biological process (GO): hydrogen peroxide catabolic process; response to oxidative stress
Molecular function (GO): heme binding; peroxidase activity
Source: RefSeq, a predicted model, not a curated record